This is a messenger RNA of Epinephelus moara (kelp grouper), 7102 nucleotides long. RefSeq names its product nucleotidyltransferase MB21D2. The record is from RefSeq and is a predicted model, not a curated record. NCBI's taxonomy places the organism in Eukaryota, Metazoa, Chordata, Actinopteri, Perciformes, Serranidae. The transcript is spliced from 2 exons. The coding region runs from base 276 to 1805 and encodes 509 amino acids.
UAAAUAACAGUUCCUUACUUUACCCCGCUGGUUUUUGUUGUAUUAAUUUGAUUUAUUAAAAUAAAUAACCUGAGACACAUUAAAACACUCAGAGAACUUCCUGUGUCCUCAGCGUUACUUUUAUUUUGAAGGCGCUGAGUAGCGGAAGUGUGUCGGCUGUUUCCGGUGGUUGUGUUUGGUGUGGCUCGGCUCGGCUCGGCUCAGAACAGACCAGCAGUGUAUCAGCUGUAGUGAAUCCGUGUGUGUGAGUGUGUGUGUGUGACCGCGGAGGAAAGAUGGCGGCCCCUGCUCUCUCCAGUCGGGCUGGCUCGGCGGGCAGCCUCGGGAACAGCCCCACCAUGGCCGCCGGGAGGCUCCCGCACAGCGGCGGCGGCGGCGGAGGAGGAGGCGUCGGGCCCGAGCUGGACUUCAGGUCGGCGGCCCGCAUGGAGGACCUGAACCGGCUCAUCCAGGAGUUCAGUAAGCACGACCAGCGGGAGUACGACGACCAGCGGGCUCUGGAGAUCCACACGGCCAAGGACUUCAUCUUCUCCAUGCUGGGAAUGGUUCAGAAGUUGGACCAGAAGCUCCCGGUGGCCAACGAGUACCUCCUCCUGUCGGGAGGCGUUCGGGAGGGUGUGGUGGACAUGGACCUGGAUGAGCUAAGCGUCUACGCCCGUGGCACAGAUUACGACAUGGACUUCACCCUGCUGGUCCCAGCGCUGAAACUCCAUGACCGCAACCAGCCGGUGACCCUGGACAUGAGGCACUCGGCUCUGGGCCACUCCUGGCUCAGCCUCCGCCUCUUUGACGAAGGAACCAUCAACAAGUGGAAGGACUGCUGCACCAUUGUCGACCACAUCAAUGGGACCACCAACUACUUCUUCUCUCCAACACUGGUGGCUGACUGGUUCUACCAGUCCAUCUCCCUGGUGCUGCUGGAGGUGCAGAAGAAGCCUCAGAGAGGGAUGCCGAGAGUGGAGAAGGUGGAGAGGAAUGGCACCAUCAUCUCCGUCAUCCUGGGCGUCGGGAGCAGCCGGAUGCUCUACGACAUCGUCCCCGUGGUGUCGUUCAAAGGCUGGCCGGCCGUUGCUCAGAGCUGGCUGAUGGAGAAUCACUUCUGGGAUGGGAAGAUCACGGAGGAGGAGGUGAUCAGCGGCUUCUACCUCGUCCCUGCCUGCUCCUACAAAGGCCGCAAGGAGAACGAGUGGCGCCUGUCGUUCGCUCGCAGCGAGGUGCAGCUGAAGAAGUGCAUCUCUUCCAGCCUGAUGCAGGCGUAUCAGGCCUGUAAAGCCAUCAUCAUCAAGCUGUUGUCUCGCCCCAAAGCCAUCAGCCCCUACCACCUCCGCAGCAUCAUGCUGUGGGCCUGCGACCGUCUCCCUGCCAACUACCUGGGCCAGGAUGACUUCUCCGCCCACUUCCUGUUGGGCCUGAUCGACGACCUGCAGCACUGCCUCGUCAACAAGAUGUGUCCUAAUUACUUUAUUCCCCAGUGCAACAUGUUGGAGCACCUGUCGGACGAAACGGCCAUGCUGCACGCCCGCAAACUCUGCUCGGUGCGUUCCGACCCGGCCGAGCACCUCCGCACCACCAUCGAGCACGCCAAGGCCGCCAACAGGCUGACGGUGGAACUGCAGUGGCGAGGCAGUGCUAACAACCUGCCGUCGCCGCAGUCAGAUGCCGGCGGAGAGAACCAGCCAGACGACCGGCUGGCCAAGAAGCUUCAGCAGCUGGUCACAGAGAAUCCUGGGAAGUCCAUCUCGGUCUUCAUCAACCCAGACGACGUCACACGACCGCACUUCCGCAUCGACGACAAGUUCUUCUGAGACGGAGAAACAUUCUCCCAGACCUCUUCCUCCUCUGUCUCUCUGCCUUCCUCCUCCUCGCCUGGUGCCCUGCCUCCUCUGAAACUUUAUUUUUUACAUUUUUUAUGUUUCUCUGCCACAGAGUGAAGUGAGGUGAUCGUCUAGUAGUGUCUGCCACAAUUUUUUAAUUUUUUAAUUUUUAUUUUUCUAUUCCCCUUCCCCUCUUCCCUCCUCUUUCACUGUGUGCCCUGUGUUUUUUACCUGCUGAAUGCCUUUUAAAUAGACAGCUGAAUAGCAGCAGGUUGUUUUUAAAGAUGAAGGACGAGGCGAUAAUCCACCUUUACGACGGAACUGCUGUUCCAAUGUUUCGGUAGUUUAAUUAUCAGGGAUCCUGGAAAUGAGAUGAAACCAACAACUCCUGAAAACGUCACAGAUGCAUGAUUAAAGUAAACUUCACUGAUCAAGUUACAGGUCAGACAUGAAGCCUGUUUAUCAGGUAACAUGAAGGUAACGUUUUCACUUUAUAAUAUGUGGCCAGUCAUUGCCAUGAAAACUCAGAUUACAUAUUAUCUAUCAAUCAAUCAAUCAAUUUUAUUUAUAAAGCCCAAUAUCACAAAUCACAAUUUGCCUCACAGGGCUUUACAGCAUACGACAUCCCUCUGUCCUUAUGACCCUCGCAGCGGAUAAGGAAAAACUCCCCAAAAACCCUUUAACGGGGAAGCUGGAGCUGAUAAAAGACAUGCAAAAAUACUCAGUAGAAGAUUAAAUGUUCGAGCAAAGUUGUUACAAACUUUUGAUCGCAGAAAUUCAGUUUCAUAUCUUAUAAUUUUGAUUUUCUCACUAUGGAAGCUCAUCAUGCGACCCUGUGUCACAUGAUGAGGACAUUAGAUUUUGGGUUUGCUGCACCUUACACUUCAUUCUGCUGAACUCAGAGCUGUUGUUCUCGUUUGUGGACAUUUUUUGUGCCAUCUAGUGGUCGCAAAAGCACAAUACACUAAUCCAUGUAAAAACAAGAUGACAGUCAUCUCUGCCAAGUCAGUCUGCAGCCGAUCCCGACACAAAAGUGGACAAGGUCCAAAACGUGAUCAGAUGUUACGGUUGAAACUUUUCUAAUUCUGAUUAAUAAUGUACAAACAUGACCAAUUUUAGCAGCAGUACCAAGCUAAGGCAUUAGAAAGUACUCAUUUGAGGACACUGGGGCUUUAUUGUAUCAUGGCAGCAUUUCACACAGGCUAAUCGGGUGUUACAGACUGUUCCUGCAGACACAAAGGGCAUUCCUAGCUUGAAGAAUGGAGCGUAGAAAAUUUAUACAGAGUUACUAAAGGCUUAAAAAUAUGUUGCAUUCUUUGGACCCUGUGGAAACUGAUGUUAUUAUUAUUUUUCUCUUAAAUGAAUCAUAUUUUUUAAGGGGCUUAAGGCGUUUGAAAACCUACGACACUUUGCACACUCACCAGAACUGACUAAAAAAUUCAAUAUUUCAUGGGUCUCUUGUUAAAGUGUGACAAAAUGGCAAAAUACGUUUCACCUUCAUGUAUGAAAUUUGGUGUGCACGUGUAUCAUGUAAAGAUGUGCAAAAAAGUCGCUUGGAACCAGACCCCUAACCCAACAGGAAGUCAGCCAUUUUUGUCUUAUUUUAAAGAUCUCCAAGAGAUUUGAUCUGAUCGACUUCAGAUUUUGUCUAUACCAUCUGAAGAUCUUCGACAUCAAAAGUUGGUGGUUUGUAACUCCAAAGCACGUGGUCCAAUCUGCCCCAGACAUCACAUGCCACCACCAGGUGACAGAAAAUAACAUGUUUUAUACUUGGAUGUACUUCUCCAAGCAGGUUGGCCAGGUCCACCUCAAAUUUCUUUUGAAAAGUCUCUAGAGCUUGAUGAUGCUUUCUGGUGAAAAUCGCGACUUAUCGUCCCCAUAUAAGGACUUUUUUUCAAAAACUACUGUCUGUUCAAACACAGAGCUUAGUUUUUUUUCAUAAUCACACAUAGCUCGGAGAAAUUAAAAAUGCAUACCAAACAAAAGCUCGACUCCCAGGGGGUCAAAAACUUUGAUUUUCCUCACAUGAUUAUAACUUAUGUGAUAAUUGCUUUAAUGAACUAAAUUAGGAGACUUUCUUAUAAGAUACAUUACGUUUCAUGAAGUAUUGUCCCAUAUACAAGCCCAUUAUUGUUGUCUUAAUUAUGAAAUACCCGGCCAGAGUGAUGAGAAAGGUUCCCUCAAAAUUAAAUAUCUCUGAUGACUCUCUGAGUCUCUGAGUAUCUCUGUCAUAAAUGUGCACCUGAUAUGAAGUCUUAACUAAAAGAUGUUAUAUAAUAUUCUGUGCAAGCCCAUUAUUGUAAUUAUAAUAAUUCAGUAGACUCAUAUCAUAAUUUAUCUACUAAUUUCUCAUAAUUAAGUAAAGUAAAAACUCUCUUGUAGUAAUGAGAAGGUUUUUUAGAGACAUGAGAGAGUGUCAUAAUAAAGGGCUAGUUUGUCAGAUACAAAGUCAGAAUUAGGAGAUUUUUUAUAAAAAGAUUUAAAAUGGAAACAAGCUAAACGCUGAUCUUUUUGUUGUUGUUUUGUUUUGUUUUGACACAAAUUUAUGAAACGUCUGAAACUCACUUUGCUCUUUUACACUACACAAACGUCUUCAACAUCUCAGCGUCGAUCACGACUUCACACCAGACCUCGAACAGCAGCACGAUUGUUGAACAAGACUGUACUUCAUAAGAUUGUAUACACAUUCAGGAGUUGGGGAUGCCAAAUGGCACGUACAGAAGUCUCAGACCCAGGAGUAAAGACAGCAGAGUUCUGUCUGAAGGUGGAUUUUGUCCCUCUGAGGAAUGUCUUAGUCCCGCUGGGGGAUGACGGUACUAACGUCUUAGAAACUGACUGUAAAUAGAAGAAUACUGACUGAACACUGAUGUGUAGACAGAUAAACAGACUGACGGAGAUGAUGAUGAAGAUGAUAUGUGGACUACUUUUCGUCUAAUUUUGCACAGAAUGUAAAAAAACAAAUCACCACUUUUCCUCUCGAUGGUGGACGUCGUGUUCGUCCUGAUUGUGAAAUGAUGUAUCAUAUCAGUAGACAGGUGACACUGCUGAGGAACGGUCGUACUGCACGUUUUAAAUGUGUGUGUUAAAGCGGUGGAUCGGCACCACGUACACGGUGAUACUGCUGCAUUAUGACCAUCGUCAGGUAACGUGUCACAGAAUAUUCCUUUAGCCAUGAUAUCACUGGCAUCUUCUUUCCACUUCUUCCUGUCACUUUGUUAAGUUUUCGUUGUUUUGAUCCGACGUGAUCGUUUCAAUAAGCUUCACUGUGUCUGUACGUUCCACCUCAUGUUUUAUAACGAUUCCUCUUCAGCUGCUUUAUUUGUGUUUUUACUUUAAGUCAAGGGUUCGACUCUGCUUCAAUACAACCAGCUCAGGACAUGGAUUUUAUCCAGUCUGUCCAACACAUCCUCACUCCGACCUCGUCACAUGUCAUGAACUUUCCACGUCCACAUACGGCGUGCAAGGUACCCUGGGUGUGUUGGUUGUUGGGGUCAAGUUCUGCCUGUUACAACCAGCAACCACUACCACCAGUUUCUCCUCUAUUAUUUAACAACUGUAAACUUGUUGUCAUGACCACCAUAGAAAGCCCGCCUCUGAAAUCAUCUGAUUGGACUAUGGGGAAAAAGUGGAGAUGGCGUGGGGCUCUAAGCUCUAAGUUUUUUCAGUUCUGAGCAGUUCAGAGCGCACUGGCAAAAAUGCCAGGUUUCUAGAGCUCAGAAACAUGAGGCACGUAGAAAUGCAAAAACAGUGAGCAAAAAGUUUCAUUCUCAUUAAAAACAAUUACAAAAAGCCGCCUUCAGCUGGUGAAGCUCUUUCUGUGUGAUCAGGGCCUGAUACAUCCAGGGUCAGUUCCAUUCUGUCGUCUGACACUGUCACUAUUUAAGGAAGGAUAAUUAAAACUGAGUCUAACAGUUAAUCUGUUAACGGCAGGCUGAUAGAGUCUACUUUGAACAACAGUGGCCCCAGAAUCCAACCCUGGGGAACUCCGCAGCAAAAUGUCCCUGAGCAAGGCGCUUAUUCUCUAACAGGGCUCUGAAUAAUGGUAUUUUUAUAUCUUGUGCACACAAGAUAACUUGUUUGCAACCAGGAAUCUCGACAAUUAACCUUUGAGAAUAUUAUAUGUUUUUUUAAAUAGUUACAUAUGUCGGUCUGUAUGUCAGUUUUUCCACCCAGGUCUUGUGGGAGCUUGCUAGCAGCGCAGCGAUUACCACAAGUAACGCCUUCUCAACCCAACAGCAUUGCUGUGGAAACAGUAUGGCCACCCUCCAGACUCCCUCCAGGUCGCCCCUGUGAGUAAGCAGCUCAAUUUUGAGCUGCAAACCCCCCUUUGGCAUGGUCAAUUAGCACUGUUAGCAGUGUCAGCACGCCUUGUGGUGCCAAGACAAUUAGCAAUGCUAAAGUGGUUUUGCAGAUCAAAAUGAAGCCACUCUCCCACUGGGGGGACCUGGGGGACCAGUGAAGGGUGGGCACAGUGUUUUUGCAGCAGUGCUUUCCUGGUUAGCAGAGGUAAUUACCAAAUAAGUGGUGCUACAAGCUAGCUCCCACCUGACCGCAGAGCAAAACUGCAUUAAAGAAAAUUAAACGUAUUCUUGGCAUUAAACAGUUUUGGCUGCCUUGUGGCUUUGAGUGUGUUGAGGCAUCAUGGGAGUUGUAGUUGGUCCUGAGCUGGUUGAGUUGAAGGAGAGUCGCUCCCAGUUUUUGUUUUCUUUGUGUGUUUCAACCAUCCCAAACAUUUCCAGAAAAAUGCCAAAAACCCUUGCAGACAUCUGACCGGUAAUGUGAUCUCCAUCUCCUCAUCCUCAAGUGCAAUUAGUGAAAAUACACACACCACAGGUACACACACACACACACACACACACACACACACACACACAUUAUGUAGCAUUAAGACAAAAAGACACUAAAGUUCUGUUGAAACUGGUUUUAACGGCGACACACAUGGGACACUAAACCCUCCACUGAAUCCCACAAGAACACACACACACAUACACACACCAUCAAAGUGCCACACACACACUCCUGCUCGGUGGAAAUGUAAUCAAUGUGUUGUUCUUCUGAGCUCCAUGACCUUUGACCUUACUCCUGUCUCUUGUUUGUUCAGAACCUUUGGACUGUGAGUUUUAUUUUCUGUAUCUUUGCUGCUCUGCUUCGUUCUGAUGAUGGAUUUCUUUAUGCAAUGUUGACUUGGAUGGGUUAACCCUUCAGAUGGCAGCUCCUCCACCGUCUAUGAAGGUUCUCCACUAUAUUUCACUGUACAGUAGAGUCAUCAUAAAGUCUUUUAACCAGAA